AUGCAUGAUUACAGCAUGUUUGAUAAGGUAUUUUGGACCUUCCCUACCUGUGUGGAGGCUUUCAAACAUUGCAAGCCAUUUGUCUCCGUUGAUGGCAUGCAUCUGUUUGGGAAAUAUGGUGGUGUCUUGCUUAUUGCAGUGGCACAAGACGGUAACAGCAACAUCCUUACUCUAGCCUUUCCAAUUGUUGGGUCUGAGACCAUGGAGUCUUGGUCUUUCUUCCUAAUCAAUUUGAGGCAACAAGUGACCCCACAGGAAGGCAUGUUGAUUGUUUCUGAUAGAUCCCAAACGAUCAAGGCUGCACUGAGAACUGACGAUAGUGGGUGGCAGUCUCCUAGAGCAUUUCAUGCUUAUUGUAUUUGGCACAUCGUGACAAACUUUAUGUCUCGUUUCAAGUAUGCCGAGGAAAAGCGGUAUCUCAUAAAUACAGCUUAUAGUCCAAGUAAGGUUGGGUACGAGUGGUACAUGGAUGCAUUGAGGGGUUUGUCACAAGAGAUGGUGGACUGGGCUAGUAGGUUUAACAAAGAGAUCUGGCUACAACAAUGCGACGGAGGUAACUGGUUUGGGCACAUGACGACGAACCUCUCCGAGUGCAUGAAUGUUAUGCUUAAUAGUACACGCUAUUUACCGAUUUCAGCCAUCGUGUGA
Arachis duranensis is the source of this 648-nucleotide messenger RNA. RefSeq lists its product as uncharacterized. Bases 1 to 648 code for a protein of 215 amino acids. The transcript has a single exon. NCBI's taxonomy places the organism in Eukaryota, Viridiplantae, Streptophyta, Magnoliopsida, Fabales, Fabaceae. The record is from RefSeq and is a predicted model, not a curated record.